Lotus japonicus is the source of this 585-nucleotide messenger RNA. RefSeq names its product mitochondrial pyruvate carrier 4. Gene Ontology annotation, biological process: pyruvate import into mitochondria. The coding region runs from base 106 to 429 and encodes 107 amino acids. The record is from RefSeq and is a predicted model, not a curated record. The transcript is spliced from 5 exons. Gene Ontology annotation, cellular component: mitochondrial inner membrane. NCBI's taxonomy places the organism in Eukaryota, Viridiplantae, Streptophyta, Magnoliopsida, Fabales, Fabaceae.
GAAAAUAAUUAAUAAAGUUGCAAUUUUUCCACUUCUUAGCAGUGGCAAGAGCUGAAUCGUAAUCCAAUUCGCGUUCAAUCGAAGGGAAAAAGAAGGGUUUAAUCCAUGGCGGCUUCAAAGCUUCAAGCUUUGUGGAAUCACCCAGCUGGGCCCAAAACCAUUCACUUCUGGGCACCAACGUUUAAGUGGGGCAUCAGUAUAGCCAAUAUUGCUGAUUUCGCUAAACCACCGGAGAAAAUUUCUCUUCCUCAGCAAAUAGCGGUUACAGCUACUGGACUUAUCUGGUCACGUUACAGCACUGUAAUCACUCCAAAAAAUUGGAACCUUUUUAGUGUAAAUGUUGCAAUGGCAGGGACAGGCAUAUACCAGCUUUCACGCAAAGUGAAGCAUGAAUAUUUCUCUGAGAAGGAGGCUGUUGCAAAAGAAUGAUGAGGAACUAUUUGGAAAUCUGAAGUUCUUGUGUGCUUGAAGGCCAAUGUCCUGGUUGUAAUUUUCAUUAUUGGACACAAAAUGAAAUUCUUCUUUUUGGACCUGGAGUUUAUUUUGUACAUGGCAUGGUUCAAUCUGCUAAAUCAUUUCCUACUC